Messenger RNA from Botrytis sinoallii, 1770 nucleotides. RefSeq lists its product as uncharacterized. Gene Ontology annotation, cellular component: mitochondrion. Gene Ontology annotation, molecular function: nucleic acid binding; ATP binding. NCBI's taxonomy places the organism in Eukaryota, Fungi, Ascomycota, Leotiomycetes, Helotiales, Sclerotiniaceae. The record is from RefSeq and is a predicted model, not a curated record. Bases 91 to 1770 code for a protein of 559 amino acids. The transcript is spliced from 2 exons.
CACGGCUGAUGUUAGCCUUAUUCACCAAUUAGGAAAUUUUCCAACAAAGAAAUUCUGACAACUCCAACUCAAAAAGUGCAGGCUCUCUCAAUGCUUUCUCUUUACAAAACCAUCAACCACAAUCGCCUUGGAAUUUUACGUUCGAUCACAAUUGCAAUGUCAUCUCCACCAAACCCUAGAGCUAGAAAGCAACCUCGUAGAGGUCGUUAUUCUUCUCAAUUAGCAAGUACCAGAGGAAAUGCCAGAAAUGCCAGAGGUGGCAGCAAUGCUCAAAGUGUAUCACCUACCCAAAAUGCAUCACCUAUCCAGAGUGCAGCAUUUUCUACUUCCACAUCCUUUGCAGAAGAAUGGGCUGCAGUUGCCGCUCCUCCACUUACCACUGCAGUCCCUCUCGAUACUCCACGAUUCGCAGAUCUCGGUGCUGAAAAUCUCCUCAACCCAAUCCUUAUCCAGACCAUUACUGAAGACUUAAAAUUCGACCAUAUGAUGCCGGUUCAAGCCGCAACUCUCCGUCCUUUACUUUCAGAACGCGCAGAUUGUUUGGCACAGGCUAAGACUGGAACUGGAAAAACCAUUGCUUUUCUUAUUCCUGCGAUUCAGACACUUAUUAACCAACAGAGACGUCCUCAAGAUGGAAGUUCUCUGCUAGUAAUGACACCAACGAGAGAACUUGCACAGCAGAUAGCAAAGGAAGCGAGUCAAUUAUUACAACGUCUUCCUUAUUAUAAAGUUGGAUUUGCCAUCGGUGGUACAAAUAAAACUGCAGAGGAAAAGAAUAUUUUGAAGGGCUGUAAUAUUCUUAUUGCUACUCCAGGUCGAUUAUUCGACCAUCUUAAUGAUGAAAGAAUCAUCGAUGCUUUCCGCAAUCUCGAUACUAUCGUUCUUGACGAGGCAGAUAGAUUACUCGAUAUGGGAUUUAUGAAUGCCAUUAAAGAUAUUAUCAGAUGUCUCCCAGACAAGGCCCAAACCAACAGACAAGGAAUGCUCUUCUCCGCCACUAUUGCUCCUCAUGUUGAAAAGGUCGCUCACUUGGUUCUCUCAAAAGAUUACAAGUUCAUUUCCACCAUUCCUAAGGGAGAGGUCAAUACUCAUGAACGUGUUCCUCAACAUCUCGUUACCGUUCCAAAUUUCUCUGAUGUGGCCCCAGCAAUGGUAGGUUCUAUUCGCGAAGAAAUGAAAUUGGAAGGUAAGGAUAGCUUCAAGGCUAUUGUCUUUGCGCCUACCGCUGCCCUUGUAGACUUCUACGCCGAUAUUCUCUCUCAACUAUCAGAUCUCCCACCCAUCACCGCAUUACAUUCUCGUGUAUCUCAAAGUAAGAGAACAAAAGUCACAAACGAUUAUCGUGAAGCCAAAAUGGUCGUACAGCAAGAGCAGGCAAAGAAGGUCGUGGUGUAUUCAUCGUCACAGAUGCCGAGGGCGCAUUUCCAAAUGGACAUUGAAAGAAAUCCAAUUUCUACCAACACCCCGCAGAAUCUGAGCUCUGCAAAUGAUGUUUUAAGAGUAGCAUCGAAGAUGGAUAAUCAUUCAAAAACAUAUCAAGCUUGGUUGGGAUACUAUAAGAAUCAUCUUAAACUUAUGAAGUGGGAUAAUGCGGAGUUAGUCCGUCAAGGCAAUGUUUAUGCAAAGGAGGGAUUGGGCGCACCAGAGACGCCAACUCUUUACAGAGGCAUUGUGGGAAAGAUGGGACUUAAGGGUACUCCAGGUUUGACUAUUAUUCCAGAUCCUCCUAGAGUUCCACAUGGAGGAGGAAGAGGUGGUGGUGGUGGUUAG